GCUCAUCUUGAGCCGAGCUUGUACUCAGCUUAACAAGCUAUGUUAAUGAGCAUUUAUCGAGCUCUACCGAGUCGAGCUCGAGCUAGAUUAUUUUUAUUCAAGCCGAGCUCGAGCUCGAGCUGGAUUAUCAAAAUUCGAGCUCGAGCCGAGCUCGAGCUGAAAAUUAAUAAACGAGCCGAGCUCAAGCUAAGCAAAAACUCGACUCGACUCGGCUCGUUUGCAGCCCUAAAUUGGUUUGAAUGCUUUGACAACCAAACCCAAGUCUUUGGUGGAAUUGAAGAAAGGACAAAAGAAAAGAGAGAGAGGAAGAGAAUAAAAUAGAAUACACAGUUACACACCACACAGGGGGAAAGCAAACAGGGAAACAGCAUAUGCGAAUGCCAGGGAGGGCCCAACAUAAUUCUACGGGGUGGCCCAAUUGGUUUUUGGAAGCGUUUGCUAGGUUUGGGCCCAGUUCCACAAGAAGACAAAACGCUUCAUUCAUGAGAUACCGAACCAUUGAAUCUUCGUUGGGGAUUUAUUAGUCAAUAAAUUAUCAUCUCGACUCACUUCAAUCAACAAUGAGCAAAUUUUUUCAACUCAGCUCAACCGAUUGUUGGACCGACGACAGUGGUCGCUGGGUGGUGGUGAUCUGAUCGGCGGUGAAAAUUCCCAUCGCAAGUGCGAGAUGGUGUUCUUCGGCGGGCACCGCCGGUUGACCGACCGACGCCAGUGGUCGAUGGGUGGUGGUGAUCGGCGGGGAUUAUUUGGAGAAAAAGGAAGAUUAUAGUUAUUAAAGAUUCUUUAUUUUAUUAAAUUUGAUUUGAAUGAUGAAGAAUAAUUUAGUAAUCUCACGAUUUAAGUAAGGGCGACAAUAAUAAAACUAGAGCGAGAUUUAACCAUUCAGUAAAUUGGGUCCUAUUUCAAAGUUCAAUAACCACGAAUAUCAACUCCAUCGUUAGCUAGUGGUUACCCCUCUACAGAUAAGGACGUGAUUUCUCGUUAAUACGUACGUGCGAUUGUCCCAUGCAUGAGCGUGCGCAAAGGGAGAUCCAAUCCAAUGUCUUUUAUUCAUUUUAACUUGGUUUAGUUAAGCUAAAAAGCAAGCCCAAAAUUUUUGUGGACUUAGAAGUGUUAGGCCCCUAAUCUCACAUCGAAGCCCAACAGUUUUAUUUGAUGUCGGAAGCCCAAAAACCCCUUCUUCGGGACCUUCCCCGUCAUUUCUUUUUCCCCCCACCGUCUUUCCUGUUUUAGCAUACUGUUCUUUUUUCCGACAGAAAGGGGACAAACAAUGGCAACCGUCGUCCAACGAUUUUCAGCUCUCCAUUCUCGUCGUAGGCUGUUAGAUUUUGUCGUCCACCCUCGGUCUUUUUUACGUACCUUACUCCCAGAUCUCGAAUCCAAGAGUUCCACCUCAAUCUCCCCCCGCUCCCCUCCUUCUAAACCACGGGUAACAUCUUCUCUCUUCUUGCUUGCUUCCUUCCUUCGUCAUUUCUGCAGUAAUUUAGAUCCUGGGUUUCUUCAUUGUUAUGCGGAAAGCUCCAAUUUCAUCGGUUAUUGUUUGUUUCAAUGCAGCUUUAUCAUCUUGCCUUCUUAAUUUGUGUGUUGGGGGAUUCUUACAGGGAGGAAGAGGAGAUAAUGGGCCCGCAAAUUUGAUUCAGGAAAAACCAUUCCCCAUUCAUUUUGGCAUUUCCUCUCUCGAUGCUGGAUUUCGGGUUUAUGUAAAGAUCGCGUCUUUGUUGGGUCUCGCCGAGUGUAUUGAAUUUGUUGCUUGAAGCUUUUUCCCUCAAUUGGAUUGCAUACAUCAAAAUGAAGCAAUUGUGGUACUACAUCGGGUUAUUAGAAUGAACAAGGCAGAUUCGGAUAAUAAAGGCAUGCCAAGGAGCAACAGCAUGCUUGAUUUGGAAAGUGGCGGAGGGAUUCUUACCGAUGAUGAUGAAUUCAGAGGUUAUGGAGGCAACAAGAGGCAUUCCAAGAGGAAGCUGGAUAGGUUGAGGAGUGGUUCGUUGGGGAACCGGUUAGGGCUUAAUUCGAUCGAGAGUGAUGGUGGGGAUGAGAACAAUGACAAGGAGAAGAGUAGUAGUAGCAGCAGGCUUGGUAUGGGGAAGGGAUCCAAGAAGCCUCCUAAACCACCUAGGCCACCAAGGGGACCAGCAUUGGAUGCUGAGGGUAUGAAGUACGUUAGGGAGAUCUCUGUGUCGUCGAAGGUCAAGCAUGCGAGGAUUGAGCAUAUGAGGUCGCUCAGGAGCAAGAGGGUGGAUGAUAAAAAGCCUCGGUCCUCGUCGUCUUCUUCAUUGGGUGCGAACAUUCUUGCUAUGACGGUCACCGUUGGCUUCUUCGUCAUAGUUAUCUUCCAAGGCCUACGCUCCAGAUAAGAACUUCAUUUCCAGGCCUGUCCAAGCACAAUUAUUUUUUUUUACCGAAACUGGCUCAUCGGAUUUCACAAGGAUACAUGUGGCUCGAUCUUCCUCAGCAGCCUUACCUGCAGUAUGGAGUGAACUUUCAGAGUUACAAUUGGAGCUUAUUGGAGUGGAAAAAGGCCCAGUCUUGGACGGCUUGUCUCGCAAGCAAGCGACAACUUAGAGAGAAACACUUAGACUGCCUCCCAAGCAAACUAAUGUUCCCGUUGUACAUGUCAUUGUACCGACUGAUUGGUGAUUGCUUUUAACAGUUGAACCCGACAUCAAACAAAUUAAUACUCAGAGCAUGACUUUUGUGAUCCCAUCUCGAAACAUCACUCGAAUGAAAUAGUGUGAUAAUUGCAAGUUCAAUUGAUAACGGUACAUCCAUAUAACAAGCUAUAAAACAGAAGAAAUGCAGGUGCUUAAGAAAGAUCAUAUAAACUAUGGAAUGUUUUUGUCAAGUGAUCUUUCUCUCAUGUGUAAUAACAAUGUUUUGCCACACUUCAGUUCUGCAUCCUUCACUACAUUGCCAAGUAAUACAAACCAUGAGGUAGGACAAUAACUGAGAAAUCUGACAGCUCAUACAGAUCAAUAUACUAAGAUCUCUCUUCGGUCAGCCAACAACGAACAAGCAAACGUUGCUACUGCUCGAGAUAUCGUGCUUCAGAGGUUCAUUUCGCUUUCAUAGGUUCUGCUCUGGGUCGCCAGAGUCCGAGCCUAUACUUUUGGGCGAAGUUCAAUAUCAGCUUCCUCUGCAGAAGAAACAUUGUAACCAAUCAAUAGUUCAUCUGCGUAUAGAAACACCCAAUCACCCAAACACCAUAACCAAUCAAUAGAUCAUCUGGAAACAGAGACGCCCAAAUGCUCUAGACAGGAACCUAAAGUUCGAGAACUUUCCUAAUCGAAACAGGAAAUCUAAGGCAAAGUCCUUGAAUUCAAGUUCACCCAACACUUACCAAAACGUAAGACCAGCUCGCUCAAACAGUAUUAAUCUCAUUUUUGAAUUCGUAUGCAAAAUUGAUUAAAAGGAAAGCAAGUGUGAGAUUUCAAGACAGUGAGUGUACACUAUUGCUUACAUGUUGACAAGGGAUUCCAAGCUUCUUAAGCUUCAAUGUCCUAGUAACGAGGAGUUUCUGAAAGUCUCCGAUCUCAUUUUCAAGCUUGGCCGCAUGGUUCUCAACACCUUUCCCUAUUCCAUUCAAGAACUCCGGAAUCCCCACUUUCACUGCAACAGAAAUUAAUAACAACGAACCAUCACUUUUCGUUCUGUGAAACGUAAAGCUCCGGAGCUAGCAAAGUUCUCAGCUUUAUCGCGAAGCAAGCCAUUCUAACACAAACCAAUUCAAACCCACUAUAAGUUUUUCCACACCAAUUACCAAUGGUCGAGAAAACACCCAUCAAUUACAAAAAAAAAUCAGAAAUGAUCUAUGCUGUUCAUCCCAGAAGAAACCAAAACAGAAAGCGAUAUAAAAUUCAGGUGGGAGAUUCGAUUUGGAAUGGGGGAAACGGAGGAAGAAUCAGAAGAACGAGUAUGAAUUGAGGUUACCGAGAUAAGGGGAGGACUGAGAGUAGAAUCUGGAGAACCCAGGUGCCGGAUUCGCUUGCAGAGUUCUUGUCUGCAAUAUUGCUCGCAACAGAGCCAUUUUCCGAACUCUCUCCCGCAAUUCCUCUUGGAUGAACAAGACGACAGCAAUGGCUGAAUCCAGGAGAACUGGGGGUUAUGGGUUUGGGAGGGGUUUUUGAGUACUGAAUGGCUAAUGAGCUAAUGAUCAACACGGGCUCGUCUAUAAUUGAGCUUCAGCUUCUAAUUAUUUAUCUGGUCUGGGCUCAGAUUAUGGUACUCGGGCGUUGGGCCUAAUUAUAUUUUGUGUAAACCCACCUCUUGAUUAAAUACCGGUUACCAAAAUAAUCAUCUAUGAAAUUUGUGAUUUUAAAUUAUUAACAAAAUCGUUGUUUAUAA
Messenger RNA from Linum trigynum, 4341 nucleotides. The record is from the annotation of a GenBank genome assembly. NCBI's taxonomy places the organism in Eukaryota, Viridiplantae, Streptophyta, Magnoliopsida, Malpighiales, Linaceae.